AUGCCUGCCGACGUUCAGAUAAGGUGCAUAUCCCUUACCACUAAAGGAAAGGCUCGACGAAGGGGGGGAAGGGUAAGGAAAACGCUUUCGGAGAUUGAUUUGUUUUUCAUCGAAAAGGAAGAAGGCCGAGGGGAUAGCAGCCUUCCUUCGGGCUUUGCCUGCCGACGUUCUAAUAAAGAAUUCCGGCUCGGCCCGGGAAAGCGCUGGCAACAACAUAAAGAAAGGGGUCCAUGUAGCUGCUGCGCCCGCCCACUGAGCAGCAGGUUCGGCAUCUACUACAAUACAAAAGAAAAGAAAAGAACUUAA
Messenger RNA from Zea mays, 306 nucleotides. The record is from the annotation of a RefSeq genome assembly. NCBI's taxonomy places the organism in Eukaryota, Viridiplantae, Streptophyta, Magnoliopsida, Poales, Poaceae.